Molecule: messenger RNA, 2391 nt
Organism: Gymnodraco acuticeps
Lineage: Eukaryota; Metazoa; Chordata; Actinopteri; Perciformes; Bathydraconidae
Product: kelch repeat and BTB domain-containing protein 13
Exons: 1
Coding region: 480-2093 (537 amino acids)
Molecular function (GO): protein binding
Source: RefSeq, a predicted model, not a curated record
UAUGUCACAAUGGCGUUAAUACUAUAUUACUAAUACUAUAAUAUUAAAGGACGAGAGCUCUUUGCCCUUGUUUACAGUCUUCAUGCUAAGCUAAGCUAACUGGCUUGAGAUGUUUUAAUUUCCGACAUGCAUUAACAAGACAGAAAUUAAGAUAGUGAAAACUGUGACCUCAGUGUCCUUCAGGCUUGAGUUAUAUGGUAUGAAUACUUUUUACUUGAUACAUCCUUUAUUUCUUUAUAGUAUUCCAUUAAAUGAUGAGAGCCAUGUGGAGGCAAUCAUCCAAUAAAAGAUAUGCUCUGAAUUUAGCAUAGAGCACCUUUAAAAGAGCGUUGAUUUGAUCAGAUUGUGUUGCUUAUAAUCUAAAGUUCUUUACACCUUUUUGUAUUUGAGUAAACUCUUUCAGAACCCUGUUUAGGUCAAAGUGACCUUUAAGUUUGCAGGAGGUAUCACUGACCUUUUGUUCACGUGUUGCUCACAACAUGAAUGUGACUUUGGUCAUUUGUUCUUUUCUAUUUUUAUCUGAAUCUAUUUUGGAGAGCUGUGAAUUAACUGAGAGGGAAGCUGCUUCGCUCUGUGUCUCUUUGCUCUCGCUCUUCAACUUCUGGAAACGCUUCAAACUCUGGUUUCACUUUCAUGGAGCAUAUUGUCUUGAGGGUCACUUUCAGAGAAUUGCAAUGUCAGCGCAGGGAAGUGAGUCUGAGGACGGCAGCAGCUGUGACGAAAUAAAUCUGCCACGUUGUUCCUCAGCCAAAUUAACCGUUGUGAUCGGAGGCGCUCACUUCUCUGAGGAGAAAAUGUUUCUUGUUCAGAGUUGCGACUAUUUCCGAGCUUUGUAUCGCUCUGGGAUGAAGGAGUGUCGACAGGAGGAAAUCCACCUGAAGUCUCUUCACCCUCGAGGUUUCCUCAUCGCUCUGGCGGUGUUACGAGGGGAUAUGAUCGAUCUGGACGGGGACGAGAUUGUCGAAGCCAUCGAAUGCGCUUCCUUCUUGCAGGUGGCGCCUCUCACCAAGCAUCUCAUCAACCUCAUCGACUCUGACAACUGUUUGCUGAUGUUUCACACCGCUGCCACCUUCGGCCUCAUGGACCUUUACUCUGCUGCCGCGCUGUUCAUCAGAAACAUGUACGCCGACCUGGAGGCGGAGGUGAAGAGAUCCUUGCCGUCAGAACUGAUCUCCUACGUGGAGUCUUUGACUCCGAGUGUUUUCGUGGCUGUUGGGGCUCAUGUAUCUUGUGGCGUGGAUGAAACUGUACACACCGAUUCCAGGACCGUCUGCUACUUGGAUGAAACUGCCAACAACUGGAAAGUAUUGACAGAUCUUCCACUAGAUGCCAGCACCUCCAUGGCUGGGGUAACCGUUUUAGACAACAUGCUGUACAUCGUCGGAGGAGUUCAUGGACGCAACAAAGAAGUUGUGGACUCCUGUUUUUGCUACAGCGUCGAGAACAACACUUGGAGCCGGAUAUCCAGUCCGGCACAACUGCGAUACAACCUUAGCCUCGUUGGUCUCGAUGGUCGUCUUUACGCAAUUGGUGGAGAGUACGAGCAAACUGUGAUGUCUUCUGUGGAAAUAUUUGACGUUAAGUCCGGGAAAUGGAAGUUUGCCGCUCAUUUACCUCGUCCGGCGGCAGGAGCGGCAUGCACCAAAGCCAUGAGCCGGAUAUUUGUGUGUUUAUGGAGGCCGAUGGAGACCACAGAGAUCUACGAGUACAUGUCAAGGAAAGACGAAUGGCGGCUUGUUACCACGCUGAUCCGGAAGCAGAGCUACGGACACAGCAUGGUGGGCCACAGGGACAACUUGUACGUGGUGAGAAACGGGCCGUCGGCCGACUUCCUCAGAUGCCUCAUGGACUGUUAUAAUCUCACCUCGGGACAGUGGUCGUCUCUACCGGGACAUUUCGUCAACAGCAAAGGCUCUCUGUUCACGGCGCUGGUGAGAAGUGACUCUGCGCUCACGCUCAACAGGAGCAUGACACAAGAGUUCGCCAUCAACGGUAAAACAUGGAAGCCCAGACGGCAGAUGAAGGGUUUCCCCAGGAGUGGAUCUGUGUGGACGUUUCUGCUCCGGCUGCCAGACGCCCGAAUGCUGCAGUAAUGGUUUCAUUUUACUCUGGGAUUUUCUGCACUGUCAAUGUGUUUGUACACUCAGACAUGUAUUUUCCACACGCACAGGAUGUGUUUGUGGUGUUACAUCGUGGGUUUGGAGCCAAUGCUUCCAUUUAUUGUAGCAACGGUACAAUGUUCGCAUCAUGAGAGCAAAAGUUAUGAUGUCAAAAAAGCCCCAUUAAGGGUGUAUGCCCCAGUUUUGGUAAGGCAAGGCAAGUUUAUUUAUAUAGCACUUUUCAACACAAGGCAAUUCAAAGUGCUUUACAAAAAAUGAAAAACAUUAAGAA